AUGGAGGUUGCGACGUGCAUGACGACGAUGCUGAAGCCGGUGAACACCACCCCGCACCCGCUCGCCGGCGAGAAGGUCCCGCUGACCGUCUUCGACCGCGCGGCCUUUGACACCUUCGUGCCCACCGUGCUCGUCUACCCCGCGCCGGCGCCGCCCAGCAACCGGGCGCUCAAGGAGGGCCUCCUCAGGGCCGUCGCGGCGCACCCACACUUUGCGGGCCGCCUCGCCGUCGACGACCAGGGCCGGCCGUUCCUCUACCUCAACAACGAGGGCGUUCUCGUAAUGGAGGCGACCGUGCCGGAGGGCGACAUGGCCGCGGCCGUCUUGCUCGCCGGCGGCGUCGCUGCAAACGACCACUACAGCAAGCUAUACCCACCGGCCCCAAAGGAGAAAAUUGGGGCGGCGGUGCUGCAGGUAAAGCUCAACCGCUACAAGUGCGGCGGCCUCGUCAUCGGCAUCAUCACCCACCACCGUGUCUCCGACGGCCAAUCUUUCAGCAGCUUCCUCGCCAAGUGGGCGAUGCAUGUACGAGCGGAUCACAACGACGGGGACUUUGCUGCCCCGCCGCCCUUCCUCGACCGUGCGGCAACCGCCGUGCCCCGUAGCCCGCCGAUACCGGUUUUCGACCACCGGUCCGUCGAGUUCAACGCCGGGGACGCCCACGGAUCCAGGUCCUACGCCGUCAUCCCCACAGAAAAGAUCAAGAACCUAACGGUGAGCUUCACCGCCGAGUUCGUUGCGGAGCUCAAACGCAAAGCGCGCGUCGGCGGCGGCGGCGCCGCCCGGUGCAGCACGUUCCAGUGCCUCCUCGCGCACGUGUGGAAGAAGGUCACGGCGGCGCGGGACCUCAGCCCGGGGGACUUCACGCAGGUGAAGGUGGCGGUGAACUGCACGCGCCGGGCCGACCCCCCGGUGCCGGCGGACUUCCUCGGGAACAUGGUGCUCUGGGCGUUCCCGAGGCUUCCGGUCGGGGAGCUCCUGACCUCGAGCUACGGCCGCGUGGUCACCGCGAUCCGCGACGCGGUGGCGCGCGUCGACGCCGAGUACAUCCAGUCCUUCGUCGACUUCGGGGCGGUGGCGGACGCGAGCGGCGAGGACCUCGCCGCCGCCGCCGCCACGGCGGGCACGGUGCUGUGCCCGGACCUGGAGGUGGACAGCUGGCUGGGGUUCCAGUUCCACCAGACGGACUUCGGCACCGGUCCGCCGUGCGCGUUCCUGGCCCCGGACAUCCCCGUCGACGGGCUGAUGGUUUUCGUGCCGUCGGGCACGGCGAGGGGCGGCGUCGACCUGUUCAUGGGCCUCGUGGAGGGUCACGUCGAGGAGUUCCACAAGAUCUGCUACGUUCUGGAUUGAUCAAUGCACGGCCCAAUCUAGUAUGUUGUUGUUGGGCUGGUGCCUGGUGGUGGGCCUUCACUCGAAUCCAAAUGGUUCAAAUGGUGUCCGGUCAUUUUCUCUUUUGUAAAUUUGUAGUAUCUUCUAUCUGUAAAACCUAGUGCCUGCUAAUACAU
This is a messenger RNA of Panicum hallii, 1508 nucleotides long. RefSeq names its product tryptamine benzoyltransferase 1-like. The coding region runs from base 1 to 1353 and encodes 450 amino acids. Lineage: Eukaryota; Viridiplantae; Streptophyta; Magnoliopsida; Poales; Poaceae. The record is from RefSeq and is a predicted model, not a curated record. Gene Ontology annotation, molecular function: acyltransferase activity, transferring groups other than amino-acyl groups. The transcript has 2 exons.